AAUCGCAAAUGAACUGGAAAAUAAACGUGGCGUUGUACGUAAGGCGCUCAUGCACCCCCGUCCACCGUUCUCUGAUUGGUCGACGCGAGGCCGGCUCGAGCAAUAUUUUUCCCCGUGUACUUCGGGUAUAUCUACAUUGGAGACGCAAAGGCAGAACCUUAACGAUUACGGAACAGUGUUACGGGAUACGAACUCACGCAAGCAUGCGACAUGCGAGAGUGCACGCACGCAUGGCACGCAUGUAGUUGCGCACGCACGCGAGAAUUGACGAUCGUGUACACCUGUACACUUGACGCACGCACGCGAGCACGCGCGCAUGGUUUGUAGCCUACAUGCUGACAAAUUCUAUUUUUCUUAUUUCUCAAAUACGUUGCUUUCUUCGACGGAUAUAACGAUUUCUUUCAGCGGUUCGAACAGUUCAAAAGUCGUAUAAAAAGGUAUAAAAAAAGAGAUUUCGAGAAUUUAAGAAUCGCGCCCCUAAAAAUCAUAAACGGAAGUAGAAAUAUUAAUUCGAAGCAAUUCAAAUUCAAACAUCUAACGGUUUUUGUUGACUAAUGUAGUCCUUCCCCCCUCACCCCGGCGUCUUUGUAACCGCCAUUACUUUCUUUUAGUAACGCGAACACGAGUAAUCGGAACGAAUUUUCGAAACGAAGAUUUUCUCUCGAACGAGUAAAUCUAACACGAAUAAGACGUUUUUGUACUAGUUUUUUCGCUCAGCAUGCAAGAAAACAGUCAGUUUCCUCGAUUAUUCGUAAUUUCUAGCAAGUUUGAUUAAAAAGUGUGUAUCGUUAUAAGAAAUUUAGUGUUCGGUAUAUCGAUAACCGUUUCUAACGUCCGCGCGCAUUUCAACGAGCAGAUCAUGGCGGCCAUAUUGACUAUGUAUUCCCAACCCAGCACCAAGGCACCAAGGAUGUUUGUGCGUGCCUGGCACGACUGCUGUUACAUCGUGAUCGUUGCCGUCGUCGUCCUCGGUGCCGUUGUCGUUGUUACCCCGUCGUUGUCGUCGUCGACGACGUUGUUGUUGUCGUCGUUAAGUUUUAACCGCGACGACGCGAAAACGUGCCGUAGAUAUUACGCUCGGGACGCAGUGAUAACGUUUUGACAAAUUCGACACUAUACGCGAGAUGUCAAGUCAAAUAUGUCUAAAAUGGAACAGUUUUUUGAACAACAUCGCGACGAGCUUCGAGAGCCUCUGGGAGGAGGAAGGUCUAGUUGAUGUGACAUUGGCGAGCGAUGGACAGUGUCUAACUGCACACAAAGUGAUUCUUUCAGCCAGCAGCCCGUUCUUCAAGAAGGUUUUCCAGACAAAUCCGUGUCAGCAUCCGGUUAUAAUACUGCAAGAUGUACACUUCAGCGAGUUAGAAGCUUUACUUAUAUUUAUAUACAAAGGUGAAGUAAAUAUCGAACAGAAAAAUUUGCCGGCCUUGUUGAAAGCUGCUGAGACCUUGCAGAUUCGGGGACUUUCCGGAGGAGAUAUAUUUGCUAAGGAAUCUUAUAAAAGAUUAGCGGAAUUAGAGCAGGCGGUGGAGGAAGCGACGACUCCUACCAAGGAAGAAACACCAAAAAAAAAGCAGAAGCUUAGUAAACAUCAGAAUAAUUCUAUUCUGGAGACUGCGCUGACACCCAAGGUAUCACAAUUGGACAGUACAGACGAGUCCACGACCAGCGAGCAAGGUGGGAAAGAAGGGGAUUGCCCGUUGCAGAAGAAUUUACAGAAUCCUCUCUAUCAUGGGUUGGAGAUGAAGAUAGAACCGUUGGAAGCAGUGGUGGAGGAAAUUCAGAAACAAUCAGCGGCGGACAAAGAUCCAGUGGAAAGAUUAGACACCGGUCAAGUUGACGGAAGUCAAGGGUCUGGGAACAGCCCUGCUGAAGACAUAUCCGGUUUAUCUGGGUUAUCCGGCCUAACUGGAUUCUCGGACGUGAAGCCACUGCUUUACGCGUAUCAACAGCUACCUUACGCCGAUCUUCUGCCGAGCCCGGAGAUUAUCUCAACCUGGGCGUCCUCCCGACCGAUGGACCAUUUGGCCUGUGACCUUAUGAAGAUCCUCUUCACGCCGGAGGAGAGGAUUCUCUGUAACGUAAACGGCAAGAUGGGCAAACAGCAGUUCGAUAGUAACAAAAUACAUUUGAUAAGAGAAGUUCUGUUGCACUUUAGUGGUAUUGCACCCAAUAGCGUCGAGUGGGAGGAGACGUGGAAGAAUUGCGUGACGAAAAUCGACACUAGCAAUAGGGGCUUGAAAAGGUAUCUGUUCCAGAGGCGGUCGGUUUACACUCAAUGACUAGGGCGUUUCAAGUCAGGGGUAAAACGGAAACGUUUUCACUGGCUAGAAUGAACUCAUUUCUCUCGCUGAGGAUUUAGGAUCAUCUUCUGGAUCGCCUCGAGGUUUCCGUAUCCUUUCUUCUCUUGCAGAUCUUCGACUAAUAGGAAACGGAUAUAGGAGACACCACGCGCGGCUCACGGAACGUGAUCGUCUCUCUUGGAGGGGGAGGGGGCGUGGCUAGGCAGGGAGGGGGAGGUCCAAGAGACGGAAUAUCUCUAUGGUCGGUUUAGGUCGUUGCGUUUCUAUGUUCUUCCUUCUCUUACAGUUGAAGACACAUAGGAACGCUGAUCUUGUCUGUUUUCGAUGCUUUCAAUUGCAGGACAAGGAAGAACAUACAAAAGCACGUCGUUUAGAACACACAAGUGUUGAAACGAUGUGAAUUUUUAUGUUCUUUCUUGCCUAUAAUUGAAAACAAACCAACUCAAAUGCAGGACAAGGAAGAAGAUAUCGUCGUUUGGACGUUCGCGCGACCCUAACCUAAAGAGACAGUAGGGAGACGGAAAGCAUUCCAGGCAAGGGGGUCCAGUUACCUACACGCUUCACGUUUGCUUUCACGUGGCGAACGAUCGAGUAACUUGGAAAUUGUUUAUUCGAUACGAAUCUUUGUACCAUUGUCUUUCGUUGGUGAACAAACCGUUUUUCACUACGUCCAUUCCGUUAUAUUUCUUUUUCCUGUUCCUCGUACCUGGUAACUCGAGCAACGUAACAUUCCUUCCGUUCAUUUUACAAAUGUUCACGCAACUACGCACUCUCGUAGACGAUCUACAUAAACACGCAUUAAUAUUAAUCGCGCUGCGUCGCUGAGGCACGCCCCGGAGUCAUUCCCACGCGUACAUACGCAAUUUACCGUACACACGCGCGUAGCUACACACUGUAGGGCGCGUGUGCCACCGGCACGGGUCACACGCGGUCGAAAUAUUAUUCAAACGGCCGAUAAAUUGUUCGUGUCGUGUCACGAAUGACAAACAAUGUUUCAUUCGUGGAAUAAUCUAGAUAGAAAUCUGCCCGAAUAACGGCCGACUCUGGUUGCGUGCGCGCGCAGACGCGUGUAAGUAAGUACGUGAGCGUCGAGGGCGAUUCCACGGUACGCAUAAAACAAAUCGUAGCUCCGUACGAUGAAGGAACUAGUAUAAGACAUGCUUGUAGAGUAUUUAAAAAAAGCAAAGAGUAAACGCAUCGUCGCGUCUGUUUGCCACCAUUUACUUUC
This is a messenger RNA of Colletes gigas, 3528 nucleotides long. RefSeq names its product protein abrupt-like. Gene Ontology annotation, biological process: regulation of transcription by RNA polymerase II. Gene Ontology annotation, molecular function: DNA binding; protein binding. The coding region runs from base 1125 to 2279 and encodes 384 amino acids. The transcript has 5 exons. Lineage: Eukaryota; Metazoa; Arthropoda; Insecta; Hymenoptera; Colletidae. The record is from RefSeq and is a predicted model, not a curated record. Gene Ontology annotation, cellular component: nucleus.